This is a messenger RNA of Gongylonema pulchrum, 261 nucleotides long. The record is from the annotation of a GenBank genome assembly. NCBI's taxonomy places the organism in Eukaryota, Metazoa, Nematoda, Chromadorea, Rhabditida, Gongylonematidae.
AUGUCCCCAGAAGGUUACGCUCCCGAAGACUAUGUGAAUACAAUUGCGGAUGUUAAGAAUUUUGAGACUCUAAAAUCGCGCUCAGACGUUUGUCAGAUGUUACUUACAAGUUGUUGGCGUUCACAUAAAUACGUUUCUGCAAUAUUUCAUACUGUGGUCACAAAGAUAUUUUCUGUGCAACUCGUCGGAGUGCUGGUCUGCCGUAUCUUGUUGUUUCAUUACUUGCGACCGAACCGAUCAGAAAUGAAGCCAAAUGCUUAA